AUGUCAGCAGAACCUCAAGCCUCUGAUUUCAAGCCUAUAACUUUUGAAGCCAAACCUAAUCCAGAAUUAAUUAUCAAAUCCGUGUUAGAGCAUUUCACAUACUUGAAAUUCCGAAAUAAAAAGGGAAACACAGUUUCCAUAAGUGAAAAGUCCGAAAUUGCAACAACUUUUUACGAAGAACUUAAAUUCUGCCACGACCAACGUAACCAAGCAGAGCAAGCGUUUAGAGACACGGUCGAAUGCCUUUUAAAACAUCAUGACAAGAAAGUAAAAAAAUACGUGAAACAUCUGAAGGGCGAUGAUUGUCAGUUCCUUACUUUCCAAGAGUGUAAUCAAUACUGGACAAGGCUUGCAACUGAACACUAUAGAGAGGAAGGGAAUCUUUAUCAACUACAACAUAGAGCCAAUGCAGAAAAGAGAGUUAUGGAAUUUGAUACCAAAAUUGGGCAAAAGUGGGUAGAUGAAGACGCCGUGAAGCCAGUCCUCUGGAAAAAUAUUCAGAUUACGACAAUGUCAAAAGUAGAGGAUGAUGUAGGAGACGACGAAAGCGAAAGUGAAAGUGAUAACGACUAUGAUGAAACUGGCAAUAAAUCUGACAAGAAUGACAUAGAAAUAGAGUGUGAAAGCGAAAGCGAUGAUGAUACAACUGAUGAUGAAUUCGACGAGAGUUAUUGCACAGCUGAAAUCAUCAAUAUUUCCGAUCAUGAGGCAGUAUAUCAACAUGGUGAACUAAAGAAAUGGGUGCUUGAAAAUCGACGUAACGUAGAAAGUACUAUGAAGUUUAUUAAAGAGAAAAAAGUUGACUUAGAUCCAAAGGAUGCUUCGUUCGUAAAAAGAAUUUUGGAUACAUGGGCUUAUAAGUGGAAAUCAGAAUUCAACGAAACCAUGAGCGAGUCAACGUAUACAGCAACAUGGAUUGCGCCAGAUUUCGAAAUUUUGAAAAACAAAGACCCCGGCUUAUUUAAUAGCUCAUGGUGUGAAAUGAUCCAUCCAUCAUCAAAAUGGCGAAGACAGAACGUAUAUAAGUCAAAUAAGAAGACCGGUAGGAAAUGUGACGGUAUAAUUUUCAUAAAAAGUAGCACAAUAGAAAGAUUAGUGUUCGAAAAUGUUUGCUCUCCGAAAAAGGAGAAACAUCUGAAGUAUUACAAAGAUUUAAACAAGUCAUUUCGUAAUGCAAUCGAUACUCUGUGCAAAAGAUUUUGGACAAAUAGACAAGGAGAUGUGGAAAUCUGCAGGAAAUAUAACAUUAGUGUUGACUUACUUUCUAACUAUAAACUAGAAAAUCAAGGUGAACUCUGGAGGAUAUGCUUGGCCGGCAAGGACAAAUUUCUUGCUGAAAGAAUUUACAAGUUGGAAAUACCUUGGAAAUUCGAAGAUGACUGGACGAAAUUAGCGGAUGUUUGUAAAAUGUUGUUACUAAUAGAA
Ambispora leptoticha is the source of this 1425-nucleotide messenger RNA. Lineage: Eukaryota; Fungi; Glomeromycota; Glomeromycetes; Archaeosporales; Ambisporaceae. The record is from the annotation of a GenBank genome assembly.